AUUAUCAACGGUGCUCCAGCAUCUGGCGUCAUCCGGAAAAUAUGGGUCCAGCCAAUCAGCGGGAACUUUGCUCUUCAGGAAGGCCGUUCAUUGGUUGAUAAGUCAAAGCGUGUUCUGUUGUCGGUAUUGGCUAUUGUCGCUGUCAGUCAGGGCCGCUGUCGAACCUUCCCCCAUUCUUUGUCUGUGCAAGCCCUUGUUGUCUGGAGGAGCCCCGGAGCUGGAGCCGUGGAUUGGUCAGAGGGCAAAACCUACUGGACACUCUUAUUGGUCCGUCUGUCAGUGGGCGAUGCUGAUUGGUUGGACUGAGUAACCGAGUCCUAGUUGGCGGAUCUCUCCCCGGAUGGAAGCUCCGGCAGCGGAAUGAUGGUGGCAGCAGUGAAGAUGGGCCGGGCAGGGACCAUGGCGGUGGCGGCAGAGGUGGCAGGGGUGGGGCAGCUGGCGGUGGAGGAGGCUGUGGCCUUCAGGGGGUUGUAGGUGGAGGCAUGGCACGGGCCAGCAGCGGGAACGGGAGCGAAGAGGCCUGGGGGGCACUUCGGGCACCGCCACACCAGAGUCCGGCAGCGUCUUCUCUUGAGGGAGCAAUUUGGAGAAGAGCUGGAACCCAGACUCGCGCCCUGGAUGCCAUCCUUUAUCAUCCACAGCAAUCCCAUCUGCUUCAAGAGCUGUGCCCAGGAGUGAACAAUCAGCCCUACCUCUGUGAGAGUGGUCACUGCUGCGGAGAGACUGGCUGCUGCACUUACUACUAUGAGCUCUGGUGGUUCUGGCUGCUCUGGACUGUCCUCAUUCUCUUUAGCUGCUGUUGUGCCUUCCGCCACCGAAGAGCUAAACUGCGACUGCAACAACAACAGCGGCAGCGUGAGAUCAACUUGUUGGCUUACCAUGGGGCAUGCCAUGGGGCUGGCCCUGUCCCUACCAGUUCACUGCUUGACCUUCGCCUCCUCAACGCCUUCAAACCUCCAGCAUAUGAGGAUGUGGUUCAUCGCCCUGGCACACCGCCACCUCCUUACGUUAUGGCCCCAGGUCACCCCCUGACUGCAUCCAGUGAAUGCACCUGCUGUUCCUCUGCAUCCAGCUGCCCUGCCCACUGUGAGGGGACAAAUGUGGAAGGUGUUUCCGCCGACCAGAGCAGCUCUCCUCAUCAGGAGGGUGAACCCAGGGCAAGGUUGAGCCCAGUCCACACCCCUCCCUCCUGCCGCUAUCGUCGUCUGACUGGUGAUUCAGGUAUUGAGCUCUGUCCUUGUCCUGACUCCAGUGAAGGCGAACCAGUCAAGGAGAUGAGGGCUGGUACUACCCAACCACAUCUGGAGGACCAUUCCCUUUAUACAUUGCCCUCAGAUCCCAUGUCCCAGGUCUCUCCCCAGGGGCUGGCUUCCAGUUCCAGGCACAUCCCAUGAGUAGUUUUAGGAAGGACACUGGGCUACUUACCCACCAGCAACAGCCCUGGUCCCAACUCCAAUCCUCCAUUUGGGCCCAUUCCUACCCUCCUAGAAUCUGUCUAAAAAGGCUGGAGUCCUGAAGAAAGGGGCAGUACCAGGAACUGUGCUAGCUUUACUCACUCCCAAGACAUACACAGGAGCCUUUAAUCUCAUUAAAGAGAUGUGAACCAGCU
This is a messenger RNA of Nannospalax galili (Upper Galilee mountains blind mole rat), 1609 nucleotides long. RefSeq names its product WW domain binding protein 1 (gene Wbp1). NCBI's taxonomy places the organism in Eukaryota, Metazoa, Chordata, Mammalia, Rodentia, Spalacidae. The record is from RefSeq and is a predicted model, not a curated record. Bases 483 to 1394 code for a protein of 303 amino acids. Gene Ontology annotation, molecular function: WW domain binding. The transcript has 5 exons.